UCUGGUCUUACCAUUAUUCAUGUUGAUGAGUGAUGCUUGGUUUGGUAGCUGUUUGCUGGCUGUGGUGUGUUUCACUGCCUACCAGUACAUCUUGCAGAUGCCAAAUUUUAGGUUUGGAUUCGAUAAUCCAUUGCAUUGCUUUGAGAAUGGAGUUUGAGAGCGAAGGAGUUUGAGAGAGGAGUCUCCAUGGCAACAGUCAACUUAAGCGGCUUCUCAGCAGCGGCGGUGUUGAAAACUGGUCCUAAAAUCGGUCGAAACUUCAGAAGCUUUUUCUUCAAGCCCUUAUUAACCUCUCCCUCAGCGUCUUCAACCGUGAAGACCACUUCCGGGGGAAAAUUUCUUGCCUCUUCGACCGCCGCCAUCGUAACAGAGCCGGAUUCCAUUUCAGAUGUACAGGGUGUCAGCACCAGCAAGAAUAUUUUAGCUUGUCCAAUUUGUUAUGUUCCAUUGAUUUGGAAUGGUGAUCCUGUCUUAUCUGUGGACGCUGCACCUCGGUCUAGUUUGCAAUGUGGCACCUGUAAGAAAUCUUACUUUGGCAAUGAAACGCAUCUUGAUCUGACAGUAGGUAGUGGGGCUAAAGAGUAUGGGGAAGCUAAACCAGCUUCCACUGAGAUUUUCAGGACUCCUCUGGUAUCAUUUCUCUAUGAGCGGGGCUGGCGACAAAGCUUUUCAGUAUGGGGUGGGUUUCCAGGCCCAGAGGGGGAGUUUGAAUUAACAAAAGAGUACCUUAAGCCAGUCUUAGGUGGCAACAUAGUUGAUGCAAGUUGUGGCACUGGGCUGUUUUCAAGACUUUUUACCAAGAGUGGACUGUUUUCUCUUGUUGUUGCUUUGGACUUUUCAGAGAAUAUGCUUCGGCAAUGCUAUGAAUUUAUUAAGCAGGAGGAGAACUUUCCCAAAGAGAACUUCAUCUUGGUCAGGGCUGAUAUUUCUAGGCUUCCAUUUCCUUCAAGAUCUGUAGAUGCUGUACAUGCUGGUGCUGCGAUACACUGUUGGCCUUCACCAUCAGCAGCUGUGGCUGAGAUAAGUCGAGUUUUAAGGCCUGGAGGUGUUUUUGUUGCUACCACCUACAUUCUGGAUGGUCCUUAUUCUGCACUGCCACUUUUGAGGCCUCUGCGUCAGAAUAUUGGGCAAAUCUCUGGCAGCCAUAUCUUCCUAGAUGAACGUGAACUCAAAGAUCUUUGCGAUGCCUGUGGUCUUGUGGGUUUUACAUGCACCAGAAAUAGACGUUUUGUGAUGAUUUCUGCCACAAAACCGAGUUAAGCAUUCAGUUUUCUUCUGUUGGUUUUAUUUGUUGUUUUUGUACUUUCGGACCGGUAGUGUCCGCUUUAUUGUAUUGUAUUUUUCUUUUUGUUAUAUAUAAAUCAAGUUUAAUUCUGGUAAAAAAAAAACACACCACAGGCAAUGUUUAUUAUUAUUUUUUUUUCGGUUCAUGGUGUACUACUCUGGAGGACAAAACAUUCUUGAUGUAUAUAGAGAGAAAAACUUACCCAAAUAUUUAUUAAAAUGAGAUUAUUCUACCGUCCUUAAAAUAUAAAA
Messenger RNA from Rhododendron vialii, 1536 nucleotides. RefSeq lists its product as uncharacterized. The coding region runs from base 187 to 1260 and encodes 357 amino acids. The record is from RefSeq and is a predicted model, not a curated record. The transcript is spliced from 9 exons. Gene Ontology annotation, molecular function: S-adenosylmethionine-dependent methyltransferase activity. Lineage: Eukaryota; Viridiplantae; Streptophyta; Magnoliopsida; Ericales; Ericaceae.